AAACAGAAGUCUUUGUCACAAACAGACCAAGAUCCGACGUCCUCCGUGGCUGGGCUUGCUGGACUCUGCACCAUGAGAAAGAGAUUUCUAAGGUUGCUGCCAGAUUUACUUUAAGGACUUGCAUCAUGAGAUUGUGGAGGUUGGAAAGUCCAAAACCUGCUGGCAGGCUGGAAACCCAGGGAAGACUCGAUGUUGCAUCUCAAGUCUGAAGCCAGUCUGGAAGCAGAAUUCCCUCUUCCUCAGAGGGGGACUCUCAGUGCUGCUGUUGUUGCCAUUGGGAGCUGCAGCCCUGAGUCCCGGAGCCUCUGCCUCCACAGACUCUGCCCCUCCAGGCUGUGCCCCCUGGUGCCCUCGGAACUCCAUAUGUGUCAGUGCCACCGCCUGUCGCUGUCAUCUGGGAUUCACCUCCUGGUCUGGGGAGAUCAUCACCAACCCUGCAGACAGUUGUGACGACGUCAACGAGUGUGAACCACCCUUGGCCAUGUCCUGUGGAAAAUUCGCGGAUUGCCAGAAUGUGGACGGGAGCUACUACUGCACAUGUGCCCCCGGAUAUGGGCUUGUUUCUGGGGCAACAACGUUCAGAAACGAGAGUGAGAACACGUGUCAAGAUGUCGACGAGUGCAGCUCUGGUCAGUACCAGUGCCAUAACUCCACCGUCUGCGUCAACACCGCGGGCUCAUACAGGUGCCGCUGCCACCCAGGGUGGACACCCCUGCCGGGGCUCCGGGACAACCAAAACACCACCGUGUGCGAAGAGGUGUCCUUCCCCACCUGGACUCUGCCCCCCGGAAUCCAGAGCCAGGACCUCAUCCAGUCAGUGGACGAGCUGCUGAAAGCCCCCGGGGACCUGGAGACCCUGGCCCUGCCUGACCGGCACCACACGGUCACCCACCUGCUCUCGGGCCUGGAAGAAGUCCUGAGGACCCUCGCCAAGGCCGUGCCUGGAGGCUCCUUCACCUACCAGUCUCCUGAAGGCACAGAGCUGUCCCUGGUGAUCCAGGAGCAGGGGCACGGGAACGUCACCCUGGACCAUAGCCAUGCAUGGAUGGUCCUGGACUGGGCCGUGGCGGCUGGGGCUGCGGGGUCGGGCCCCGCCGUGGCAGGCAUCCUCUCCAACCCCAACAUGCAGAAACCACUGGCCAACGCCUCCCUGCAGCUGGACCCGGAGAGGCAAGCCGAGCUGGAGGAGAGCCACGACAGCCCCCUCCGCGGCAGCCAGUGGAGGCUCCUCUCGGCUGUCAAGUCAGUCUUUCUGAGCAACACGAACACGAUGAAACUCGACCCCAACGUCACCGUCAUCUUCUCCCACCGUCCAGAGACGCCUGGGCCACGGCAGGAGCUGAUCUGUGCCUUCCGGAAGCGAGCUGACGACAGGGACGGGCACUGGGCCACCACUGGGUGCCAGAGGCUGGGCAGCUGGAGCAGCAGCACCACCAGACAGGGCCUCUUGCCGGCAAAUAGCCCCAUUGACACAAUAGUGAACCACAAAGGUGUGGAGGAGGAGGAUCCCGUGCUGGAUGUGAUCACCCACGUAGGGCUGAGCCUCUCUCUGCUGUGCCUUCUCCUGGCGGCCCUCACCUUCCUGCUGUGCAGAGCCAUCCAGAACACCAGCACCUCCCUCCACCUGCAGCUCUCACUCUGCCUCUUCCUGGCCCACCUCCUCUUCCUCACAGCCGUCGACCGAACGGAGAUCAAGGUGCUGUGCGCCAUCAUCGCGGGUGCCUUACACUAUCUCUACCUGGCUUCCUUCACCUGGAUGCUGCUGGCGGGCCUGCACCUCUUCCUCACUGCGCGCAACCUGGCGGUGGUCAACUACUCCAGUGUGAGCAGGUUCAUGAAGAAGCUCAUGUUCCCUGUGGGCUACGGGGUCCCGGCCGUGAUCGUGGCCAUUUCUGCAGCAUCCAGGCCUCAUCUCUAUGGAACGUCAACCCACUGCUGGCUCCACUCAGAAAGUGGAUUUAUAUGGGGCUUCCUUGGACCAGUCUGUGCCAUCUGCUCUGUCAACUUUGUUUUCUUUCUGAUGACUCUCUGGAUGUUGAAAAGCAGACUCUCUUCCCUCAACAGUGAUGUGUCCACCCUGCAGGACACAAGGAUGCUGACUUUUAAAGCUACAGCUCAGCUCUUCAUCUUGGGAUGCACCUGGUGUCUGGGAAUCCUGCAGGUGGGUCCAGCUGCCCACGUCAUGGCCUACCUCUUUACCAUCAUCAACAGCCUGCAGGGCGUCUUCAUCUUCCUGGUGUACUGCCUCCUCAGCCAGCAGGUUCGGGAACAAUACGGGAAAUGGUUCAAAAUGGUCAGGAAACCCAAAGCUGAGUCUGAGACUUUCACGCUUUCCAGCAGGGCCAUGUCUGAUGGCUCCAAACCCAUCACAGUAUGAUCAUGCGUUGCUCCCAGAAUACUUCACCAACUGAUCUGCCCGAGCAGCCCAUACCUAUCACACUGGACAACCUGGGUGAACAGCAGAUGAUGCCCUAGGCUGGCUCACGUUUGACUUACUCCUGGACUCAUUAACCAUUAGCAGUGGUCUCAGUUUAAAAGUUUAUUUUAAUAAACAUAUUUUGCUUAGGGAA
This is a messenger RNA of Equus caballus (horse), 2570 nucleotides long. The record is from RefSeq and is a predicted model, not a curated record. Lineage: Eukaryota; Metazoa; Chordata; Mammalia; Perissodactyla; Equidae.